Molecule: messenger RNA, 2625 nt
Organism: Klebsormidium nitens
Lineage: Eukaryota; Viridiplantae; Streptophyta; Klebsormidiophyceae; Klebsormidiales; Klebsormidiaceae
Source: the annotation of a GenBank genome assembly
GUUCAUGAGAACGAGGAGAGGGGCACAUGAGAACGAAGAGAAGGGCCAGACAAGACAGGUCACCGUCUACGAAUCCUGCAGGAAGGGCAAGCUUGUAAGUUGUUGUACCUUGUACCCAGAGGAGGCUAGGGCGGAACACCUCUUGUGAAGCAAGCUAGAGCAGGGAUACGGGUUCUUUAAUUCACGUUUUCUUUAAUGGAUUGCUGACCCUCUGCUAAGUGAAGGGCACGGACGGAUGUGAAGAACCUGUGGAGCAGUCCCUAAAUUGCAUCAAGAGUUGCUGAUGUCAGAGUACUGAGCUGGGGGUGCUCAUCUGGUCUUAUUUGAAUAAGCGUUUUGAGACAGGCACUUCAGUCGACAGAGAUGGCGAGACAGGGGGUUGGUCUCCUGCUUCUGGUAGCUCUCGGAUGCAUUCUUGCCGAAGCUGAUGCUAGGAGCAUUGAGUUUCUCAGCGUUAGAGUGCGUACAUUGCUUUCAGCAAGCGACCACAAGUACAGAGACCAUGAGAAACCACCCUUGUUUGCCAACAAAGUGGGCCCCUUCCAUAAUCCAACAGAAACAUACAAGUACUACGAUCUUCCCUUCUGCCCUCCUGUGGUCCUGAAUGAGAAGGUGGAGGAUCUGGGCGAGGUACUGAAUGGGGACCGCAUGGUGACGGCCGCGUACGAUCUGAGCUUCAAGGUGGACAAGGAGAAGGAGACUCUCUGCGUGCAGAAGUUGUCCGUGAAGGAUGUGCGCAAGUUCCGGGACGCUGUGAAGAAUGAUUACUACUUCCAGAUGUACUACGACGACCUCCCUAUCUGGGGCUUCAUCGGCAAGAUCGACCCCCCCGACGAGAAAGAUGCGCGCUACUAUCUCUUCACGCAUGUGCACUUUGACAUCCAGUACAACAAGGACCGUGUGAUUGAGAUCAAUGUGGCGACCGACCCCCUGCGCACAGUUGACAUCACUGAGGAUGCAGAGGUGGAGGUGGAAUUCUCAUAUUCCGCCAAGUGGCAGGAGGUGGACAAAGCUUUCGAGAAGCGGAUGGACAAGUACUCGCGUUACUCGUUCCUGCCCCAGCACCUCGAGAUCCACUGGUUCUCCAUCAUCAACAGCUGCGUCACCGUGCUGCUGCUCACCGGUUUCCUGGCGACUAUCUUGAUGAGGGUGCUCAAGAACGACUUCAUCAAGUACUCCCGUGAUGAGGAGACCCUGGAGGAUCAGGAGGAGACCGGGUGGAAGUAUGUGCAUGGCGACGUGUUCCGCUUCCCCAAGAACAAGACCCUCUUUGCGGCUGUGAUCGGAAGUGGCAGCCAGCUUCUGGCACUGACGCUCUGCAUCUUUGGCUUGGCUCUGGUGGGCGUGUUCUACCCCUACAACCGGGGCGCCCUGUUCACCGCCCUUGUGGUCCUGUAUGCGCUGACCUCCGGUGUGGCCGGCUACGUCUCUGCCUCCUACUACAAGCAGCUGGAGGGGACUGCAUGGGUGCGCAACAUCAUCCUGACGGGCUGCCUCUUCUGCGGCCCGCUCUUUCUGACCUUCUGCUUCCUCAACUCGGUCGCCUGGGGCUCCAACUCGACCGCCGCGCUGCCAGCUGGCACCAUCGUCAUCAUCCUGCUCAUCUGGAUGCUGGUCACGGCGCCGCUGCUCAUCAUCGGAGGCAUUGCGGGCAAGAACAACAAGGCGGAGUUCAACGCGCCCGUGCGUACCACCAAGUACCCGCGCGAGAUCCCCCCGCUGCCGUGGUACCGCAGCACGGUGCCCCAGAUGGCGAUGGCGGGCUUCCUGCCGUUCAGCGCGAUCUACAUCGAGCUGUACUACAUCUUUGCGAGCGUGUGGGGGCACAAGGUGUACACGAUCUACAGCAUCCUCUUCAUCGUGUUCAUCAUCCUCAUCAUCGUGACCGCCUUCAUCACGAUCGCGCUCACCUACUUCCAACUAGCCGUCGAGGACCACGAGUGGUGGUGGAGGAGCGUCCUCUGCGGAGGUUCGACCGGGCUCUUCAUCUUCGGGUACUGCUUCUACUACUACUACGCGAGGUCCGACAUGAGCGGGUUCAUGCAGACGUCGUUCUUCUUCGGGUACAUGGCGUGUGUGUGCUACGGCUUCUUCCUCAUGUUGGGCACCGUCGGGUUCCGGGCGUCUCUCACCUUUGUACGCCACAUAUACCGCUCCAUCAAGUGUGAAUAAGCGACCCUGUCAGAUACGAGCAGCCGUCAGAGACGUUUUUACUUACAGCACUAUGCUGCUCGGAAUGCUGUGGGGUAACGGUUUCACACGGGGUCGGAAUCUGGUGGGAAUAGCAGUUUGCAAGGGUUGUGGAUCAGGAUAUGAUAGUGGAUUGAUUGUGCUUUCCUUUGGAGGUAAGCAGGCUGUAUGUCAGGCUGUCGUGGGACUAGAUUUGGGAUUCUUUUACUUUACAUUACCUGCUGGGGCUCAUCAAUCAUCAACGGGGUGCACAUCAAUUGACCACCGUAAACGCCGAUAUUUUCACCCCUGGCAAACUUGACCAGUGGGAUUCUUGGUGUUGAAGCAGGCGUACAUCACCCUGAAAUGACUUAUAGCAUCCGAGCUCAUUGGUGUUCUUUGCAAGGAGAGAUUCUGAUCAAGUUUGGCCUCUUUCUUGGUCCCUCGUCAGCCGAG